GAGCGCCAGCUUCCAGGCGGUGCUUCUAGGCCCGGAUCCUGUGGGCAGAGGGGCGGAGGCAGGGAGGGAGACUCGGCGCUCCGAGCUGCCUGGCGGGCAGCGAUGAUUCCCUCCGUGGGAUGGAAGCAGCAGCAGCAGCAACAGUAACGGCCGCUGCCCAGGGCGCCGCGCCAUGACCCCCGGGGGCUGCUGAGCUCUCCUCCCUUCUACGGGCUCUUUGGGCAAGCUGGGGGGACCUCUCCCGCCUCGCCUCCUUCCUCCCUCCUCCCCUCCUCCUGGCCAUGACCUCCGCCACGGAAGGGAAGGCACCCCCCACGCCGUCGCAGCCGGUCGACGGUGGCGGUAGGGGCGGCGGGGAAGAGAGGCACCGGAGCCCGCUAGAUCAGUUGCCACCGCCAGCCAACUCCAACAAGCCCCUGACCCCCUUCAGCAUCGAGGACAUCCUGAACAAGCCCUCCGGGCGCAAAGCCCCCUCGGCCCGCCUGGUAUUCCUGGACAAGGUGACCGCCUCCACCGGCCCCCCUCGGAACGGGAAUAGCCUUCCCGCCCCUACCUCGCCGCUCUGUGCCCUGGAGGAACUGGCCAGCAAGACCUUCAAAGGGCUGGAGGUUAACGUGCUCCAGGCAGCAGAAGGCCGUGACCCGCUGGGCGCCUUCGGACCUCGGCAGCCGUCCAAGAAGCGCCGGAAGUCCCGCACGGCCUUCACCAACCACCAGAUCUACGAGCUGGAGAAGCGCUUCCUCUACCAGAAGUACCUCUCGCCCGCCGACCGAGACCACAUCGCGGCCCAGCUGGGUCUGAGCAACGCCCAGGUCAUCACCUGGUUCCAGAACCGCCGUGCCAAGCUCAAGCGGGACCUGGAGGAGAUGAAGGCGGACGUGGAGUCCCUCAAGAAGCUGCCCCCGUCCGCGCUGGAGAAGCUGGCGAGCAUGCCGGAGCUGGAGCCCGAGCCUCAGACCGCCCGCCCUCGCGGGGGGGCCAGCCUGCCCUGCCCCUCGUCGGCCCCGGCCUCGCCCGGCGGGCCCCUCCGGGCCACGGACACGUUCUCAGACGGCGAGGAAGGGGAAGAAGAAGAGGAGGAGGAGGAGGAGAUAGACGUGGGAGACUGAGGGCGCCCCUCCGCCCCUCAUUGAACAAAGGGAGAAGCCAGAGACCCCCUAUCUCGGACCCCUCGGCUUCUCCCUCCUGAACCCUAGGGAGGGAGCCUCAGAAGGAGCGCCUCCCCAGCCACCCAAAGCCCGGAGGAGCGAAGCAUUCCCCAGCGGGAGGGACUUUCCGCACCCAGGCCAGUUCUCUCCUGGCUCCUCAUGACCUCCCCCGCCUCAAAAACCAGCCAGCCCCCUGCCGCCGCCGCCGCCGCCGCCUCCAGGUCCCAUUCAGGCCUCGGUGCCAGCUGCGCACUUUCUGCAGCCUUUCGCCCCCCCCCCAGCCCCGCUGGCCUAACCCAGGCCCUUCCGCCUCCCUCCUGGGCUCCGAUCCUUCUGCUGAGCAUCCCGCCUCCCUUCCCUUCUUCCUUCUUCGGUCCCUGGAGGAAGAGUUGGUGCAAUUUUUAAAAAGACUUAUUUUUUAUUUUCUAUCGUCGUUUGGUCUCGGUGCUCGUGAUCGUCUGUCUCAGCGUGUUUGUGUUUUUUUGCUUUCCCUCCCGGGAGACCGGCGCCCGGCGCUCAUGCCAUCGGGACAUAUGGAGAGGAACGGGCGACCAGGACCGCUUCUCCCGACCGCACAUCCCUCAGGCGGGAGGUGCCGUUCCAGGAGCACGGGCGAGGGAGGGGCUCCAGCAGGCCCCGGCUUGGCUCCGUGGCCCUCUCCCCAGCUCCCAGGGCUUCCCGGCCUCCGCUGGACGCCAACCCGUCUCUCCCUCUCCGCGGGUCUCCUCGUCCCGAGAGGAGGGUGGACUGUUCGUCUUCGUGGUGGGGGUCUCUCCGCCUCAGUCUCCCCUU
Pogona vitticeps (central bearded dragon) is the source of this 1940-nucleotide messenger RNA. It is a transcript of the gene LBX2, whose product is annotated as ladybird homeobox 2. The record is from RefSeq and is a predicted model, not a curated record. Gene Ontology annotation, biological process: regulation of transcription by RNA polymerase II. Lineage: Eukaryota; Metazoa; Chordata; Lepidosauria; Squamata; Agamidae. Gene Ontology annotation, cellular component: nucleus. Gene Ontology annotation, molecular function: DNA-binding transcription factor activity, RNA polymerase II-specific; sequence-specific double-stranded DNA binding.